This is a messenger RNA of Budorcas taxicolor (takin), 1774 nucleotides long. RefSeq names its product upstream transcription factor 1 (gene USF1). The transcript is spliced from 11 exons. Gene Ontology annotation, biological process: regulation of transcription by RNA polymerase II. The record is from RefSeq and is a predicted model, not a curated record. Gene Ontology annotation, molecular function: DNA-binding transcription factor activity, RNA polymerase II-specific; RNA polymerase II cis-regulatory region sequence-specific DNA binding; protein dimerization activity. The coding region runs from base 197 to 1129 and encodes 310 amino acids. Lineage: Eukaryota; Metazoa; Chordata; Mammalia; Artiodactyla; Bovidae.
CAACAUGGCGGCGGGCCGGGAGUGCGCAUGAUCAGCUGUCCCUGGAGAUACCCGAGUCCGGAGAGGGAGAACACGGUCGGGGGAGAUCGGCGGCUGCGGCGGCUUUGGCCGGACUUAGCACUCAGGCCUGUGAGGCAGGAGAUACGAAGAUUUCCAGAGAAGGACCAGUUCCUCGGAUGUGCACCCUUACAGAGAGAUGAAGGGGCAGCAGAAAACAGCAGAAACCGAAGAGGGGACGGUGCAGAUUCAGGAAGGUGCAGUGGCAACUGGGGAGGACCCCACCAGUGUGGCUAUAGCUAGCAUCCAGUCAGCUGCCACUUUCCCUGACCCCAACGUCAAGUACGUCUUCCGAACUGAAAAUGGGGGCCAGGUGAUGUACAGGGUGAUCCAGGUGUCUGAAGGGCAGCUGGAUGGCCAGACUGAGGGGACUGGUGCCAUCAGUGGCUACCCUGCCACUCAAUCCAUGACCCAGGCGGUGAUCCAGGGUGCGUUCACGAGUGAUGAUGCAGUUGACACAGAGGGGACAGCUGCUGAGACGCACUAUACUUACUUCCCCAGCACUGCAGUGGGAGAUGGGGCAGGGGGUACCACAUCGGGGAGUACAGCAGCUGUUGUUACUACCCAGGGCUCAGAGGCACUACUGGGGCAGGCGACCCCUCCUGGCACUGGUCAGUUCUUUGUGAUGAUGUCACCACAGGAAGUGUUGCAGGGAGGAAGCCAGCGCUCUAUUGCCCCCAGGACCCACCCUUAUUCCCCGAAGUCAGAAGCUCCCCGGACAACUCGGGAUGAGAAACGCAGGGCUCAGCAUAAUGAAGUGGAGCGCCGCCGCCGAGACAAGAUUAACAACUGGAUCGUACAGCUGUCCAAGAUCAUCCCAGACUGCUCCAUGGAGAGCACCAAGUCUGGCCAGAGUAAAGGUGGAAUUCUAUCCAAAGCCUGUGAUUAUAUCCAGGAACUUCGGCAGAGUAACCACCGGUUGUCUGAAGAACUGCAGGGGCUUGACCAACUACAGCUGGACAACGAUGUGCUUCGACAGCAGGUAGAAGAUCUGAAGAACAAGAAUCUGCUGCUGCGAGCUCAGCUGCGGCACCACGGAGUAGAGGUUGUCAUCAAGAGUGACAGCAACUAACUGGGGACUCGGGCUCUAAGCUCUACAGCCCCUUUCCAAGAACUUCAGAUAGCCCAGGAGCCACAGGCCAAUAACCCCGUGCCCCUUUCCUUCACUGCCCACAUUUGGCAUGGGACUGGGGGGAGUUCAGAAGGCAUAUCUUUGAAUUAAGGCCCUGUGAUCUAGCAGCCUGCAGUGGUGUGAAACACACACAUGGGUGUGCACCGACAGUCUCGCCCAACCAGCCCUACCAUGCAGCCCCUGGGCCCUUGUGCUCCUCUUGCACAAUGCAUGUGCUGUCUCCAUGCUGGACACUGGACACUAAACUUGGGGGCUUGCCCCGUGCUUGCUUAAAGUGCCAGCAGAGGGUCUGCUGACAAGCAGUGUUCUGGCUUGCCCCAGGACUGGCGCUUCCCACUGGUUCUUCCUUUCCCUGGAGCUUGAAUGUGCUCCUCAGGACUCUGGGGAACAGGCUUUAGCAGGAAGUGGGGAUCAGAGGCUUAGCAGUGGCUGCUGCUCCAGGAAGAGGAGAUUGGCCAGCAAGCAGUUGAGGCCUAUGCAGGUUUCUGGCACCAGGGAGAACAGGAGGCAGGGCCCACUGGGGGCCUUACCCCGUUGUGGGGACGGUUUUUUUUUUUUUUUCUUUUUUUUUUUUUGUAAGAUAAA